AUGGAGGAUGUGGUCAAGGUGGCAUGGUCGGGCAGAGUGGGUGCUCGGCAGCUGCGCAAGGUGAUGGAAGGUGCGGUGUGGCGAGAGCUGGCGCUGGUGGAGACCAAGACUGGCGGCCUCGAGCUGGUGGCGGUCGAUGGCGAGCCGGAGAAGCCGGUGGUUGUGGGGAGAGCACGGGCGAGAGCACCGCUGCUUGAUGUCAAGUUUUAUCCGCGGGAUGCAGGCAUGUUUCUCUCGGCAGACGCCAAGGGCGAAGUCGCCCUGUUUGACACAGCCAACAUGGUCGUCGCCACCCAGUUCCGGCUCGGCUCGGGCUCGGCGGCACACUCGCUUGCACUGCCAGAUUGCUCGGCGGCGGCGCCGCUGGUGGCGGUCGGCUCGGGCACUGGCGAGGUUCGGCUCAUUGAUCUCCGAUCCGGUGGCUUUACCCACUCAAUGCCGAACCACGCGGACGUGGUCACCUCGCUCGCCUUUGGAUCCGGCGACGCGUCGGUCCUGGUCUCGGGCUCGGCCGACGGCAGCAUCUGCAUCUACGACAUCCGACGGGCUGGUCGGCUCAUGACCCUCGACUUGGCGCUGACGUCAGAGAGCGGAAGCGCCGGGCCUCUCGAUCUGCCGCCCGGCUACGUCGCCGGCCUCGCCCACCAUCACGGCGUCUCGUCGCUUGUCAUGGCCAGCAAUGGUGCCUGUCUGUACUCGGCCGGCCGCGAUGGCGCCAUCCGGCAGUGGGACAUGGCCUCGGGCGCCAACACGCUGCUCAACUUUGGCACCUUUGGCGGCUCGUUGACCCUCAACUCGGUUCCCGGGACGCUCGCGCUCUCGCCGGGCGACGACGUGCUGUACUACCCGGUCGCCCGCCACGGCAUCGGCGUGUUUGAGACCUCCACCGGCGAGCACAUCGACACGCUCAGCGCACACUUUGCCACCAUCACUGGCCUCACCACCCUUGCCUUUAAUCACAUCCUCGUCUCGGCUUCCACCGCAGGCGCCGUUCUCCUCUGGGCCGUCCCGCCGCCCUCGCCCGACGCGCCUGACGACCUCGCCCGCCUCGGCUGGGCACCCGAGGACGUCGACUCGGACGACUCGGACUGGGAUGCCUUGUGA
Molecule: messenger RNA, 1104 nt
Organism: Thecamonas trahens ATCC 50062
Lineage: Eukaryota; Apusomonadida; Apusomonadidae
Product: DNA excision repair protein ERCC-8
Exons: 2
Coding region: 1-1104 (367 amino acids)
Biological process (GO): transcription-coupled nucleotide-excision repair; protein polyubiquitination; proteasome-mediated ubiquitin-dependent protein catabolic process
Cellular component (GO): nucleotide-excision repair complex; Cul4A-RING E3 ubiquitin ligase complex
Molecular function (GO): protein binding
Source: RefSeq, a predicted model, not a curated record